AUGUCACAAGAUAAGAAAUUCAAGCAUCCGGCCCCGGGACAACAGCCCGGCGAUACAAAUGAACAAACUGCACAACAAACUUCGGAAGCCGACGUGUUGGCCAUGAUUGAAAGGAUCCGUAACAGGUCGGGCGAAGAUAUAGCUGCCGAGUCAGAGAGGCUUGCAGUGGAAGCAAAGCGAUUUUAUGAAGAGCAAAUGCACUUUCGGUCACAGAAGCAAAGAGAGCAGCUGAUUUACUUUGCGAAACUGGUUCUGCCUGUCGCUUUCAUUCUUGGGGCAUGGUGCUGGCUCUGGAGAACCGAGGCGGUGGACACGAGAGGAUCUAUCAUGAGUGUACUGAACUCAGCUGCGCAAGGGUUCCUGGCCCAGCAGCCAGGAAACGCUAAAAUAACGCCCAAAGUCCUGCUUAUCGCUAUGUUCUACGAAGAAUCAAGGAAUUGGCUUUCUCCUGAUAGUGCUCUUCAGUUUUCUCGUAAGGUUUGCGUUCCGGGCUUGGCUAGGGGCUAUGAGGAUAUUCAUGUCACGGAAACUGGCGAGGUCGCACUUCUGGUUGUAGGGACUGCCCUCAUCAACGCAUCCUUGUCGAUCAGUGCUCUCCUGACGUCGCCACUCUUCGACCUCACAAAGUCAUACUUUGUCCUAACCGGUAUUGCGGGCGUUAAUCCCAAGCGAGCUACUAUUGGUUCUGUUGCCUUUGCCAAAUUCGCUGUUCAGGUUGAUACGCAGCUUGAGUUUGAUGCGAGAGAAGUGCCGGAGGAAUGGGGAUCAGGGUAUGUUCCUAUGGGAGCAGACAUGCCUGACCAGUUCCCUGGUAUCGUGCAUGGCUCUGAGGUAUUCGAGCUUAAUGCAAACCUGAGAGACUAUGCUCUGUCCGUCGCCAAGACUGUUGAGCUUACAGACUCACCAAAGGCUGCUGAGCAUCGAGCUUUGUGGAAGAACUCUCCGGGUAAUGUUUUUGACGCGGCGGCUCGAGAUCCAACUGUUCUUGAGGGAGAUGUUCUGUCAUCCAACACCUUCUGGCAUGGUCAUAGAAUCUCUGAAGCUAUGGAGAAGGUUGCAAGAGUCUAUACUUCGGGACAGGGGGAGUACACGAUGACAGCCCAGGAGGAUAAUGCCCUGCUGGCUGGCCUUUUAAACGCAGCACUUCAAGGGAAGGUUGACUUUUCACGAAUCCUCUUGAUUCGAUCUGCUUCUAACUUCGACCGAGGGCAUGAGGAUAAGCCCCAUCAACUUCCUUUUGUUAUGGACAAAGGUGGUUUGGGGCCAUCUACUCGCAACCUUUAUCUUACUGCUCUCAAGGUUAUCCAGGGGAUCCUCCAGGAGUGGUCCACCAGAUUCGAGGCUGGUCUUCCUGCUCAGAAUUAUAUCGGUGAUAUCUUUGGCUCACUUGGUGGAACGCCAGGUUUUGGUGAUAAGCAAAAUGUUGAGCAGAUAAGAUCCCAUUAA
Messenger RNA from Fusarium subglutinans, 1446 nucleotides. RefSeq names its product purine nucleoside permease. The record is from RefSeq and is a predicted model, not a curated record. Gene Ontology annotation, molecular function: catalytic activity. Gene Ontology annotation, biological process: nucleoside metabolic process; transmembrane transport. The transcript has 5 exons. The coding region runs from base 1 to 1446 and encodes 481 amino acids. Lineage: Eukaryota; Fungi; Ascomycota; Sordariomycetes; Hypocreales; Nectriaceae. Gene Ontology annotation, cellular component: endoplasmic reticulum.